GAGGGAUGAUGGAGCUAAGAUGGCAGCUCUGCUGAGGGUGCUGCCUCUUCGGGGUCAAGAAAUAUUCAAGGAACGAAUGAAACCGAAAUACGACAGUUUUGGUCACGAGAAGCGUAUCUUCUGCUGCUCUGUGCGAUUUUUUCUUGUGGUUUGACUACGUCGAAUUCCUGGAGCGAAGAGAAACACCGCCUUGUUGGAUCCGAUCGGAAGCCCUUAGCAGCACCAAGCAGAAAGGCUACAAUUAGCGUUUGUAAUAACCGAGAACCGUGGAUGCUAAUUGUGGCGUUUUUGCAGCUCAGAGCGGACAAAUGAUGUGACAUGUGGCGGAUUUUAACACAUGCGGACUGCAUCUAAUGGCUAGAUAUUAUCUGGCUGUGUUGUCUUCUGUGUGAUAUAUGCAUUGUUCUGUGAAACGAUGAUGUGUGCUGCUGCGGCAGCGGUCGCCGGUGGAGGGAUACUGCCGUCCUUAUCGCCGUCGAUGGGGCUGGGUGUCAGGGUCUUUUCUGGAGUAGGAGCCGAUAUCUCCACCAUUGGUUCGGGAAUGGGUUACUGUCCGACACCCGGAGCCCAGUCGGACUGUCGGACUCGGUACCAGCUUUUACUCUCAGGACGAGCCCUUGCGGAAAGAUACAGACGGAUUUAUACCACAGCUAUCAAUGAUAAGGAGCAAGGGAUAAAUCAAGGAAGGGGAAAGAAGGCCUUGAGUAAGAAGAAACUGAAAAGACGACAAAAGGUUAAAUCAAAAGUCAAAUCAAGAACAAAGGCUGAGAGUCUAGAUGGAGCUCUCUUUGUGCCCGAUAUCAAACUACACAGCAACCCAUCCGCGUUCAAUGUUUACUGCAACGUGCGGCACUGUGUGCUGGAUUGGCAGCAGAAAGAGGCCUCCCUCGCAUUGGCCUCCAGGACCUCGGUGCAAAGCGGCGACUCGGACAGCGAGGAGGAGGAGGAGUACCGCGAGCCAGCUGUGAAGCUUCCAAAGAUCAUCGGCAUUGGCCUGUGUGGGGUUUUCGAGCUGAUUAAAGAAACCCGGUUCUCUCACCCCUUACUGUGUCUGCGCAGCCUGCAGGCUUUAUUGGACAUGCUGCAGGGACAACAACCAGAGGGGUUCCAGACUGAACCUCCUGAUGUGCUAGAAUCUCUUUUCCAGCUGUUGUUGGAGACCACGGUCCGAAGCACAGGGCCUAAUGACCCAACGGGACAGGAAAUCACUGCUCUGUCCUGCGCCUGCCUCUUCAGUCUUGUUGUGGCCUGGGGAGACACGGGCAAAAUCUUGCAAGCUGUCUCAGCCAUUCUCACCAAUAAUGGCAGCCACGCUUGCCAGACGAUACAGGUCCCCACUAUACUGAAUGCACUACAGAGGAGUGUACAGGCUGUCCUAGUGGGCAAGAUUCAAAUCCAGGAUUGGUUUGGAAAUGGCAUCAAACGUGCUGCUUUGAUGAACAAAUGGGUCCUGAAAGAAGUGACCAUUGAUGAAGAUGAGCGCUGUCUUCUUCAGACCGACGGCUCCUUUCUGUAUUUGCUCUGCAAGGAUGGGCUCUACAAGGUUGGAUCUGGAUAUAGUGGCACUGUCAGGGGACACGUGUACAACUCAACAUCUCGAAUCAGGAAUCGAAAGGAGAAAAGGUCAUGGCUCGGGUUUGCUCAGGGGUACUUGUUGUAUCGGGACACGAGCAACCAUAGCAUGUCAGCCAUCAAGAUCAACCCUGAGACUCUGGAACAUGAGGGCGGGGUCACCAUGCCUGGUCAACAUUCAGAUGGACAGAACAUAAUCUUUACAGAUGGAGAUUACAUCAAUCAGAUCGCAGCCUGCAAAGAUGAUGGUUUUGUCGUUCGCAUCUACACUAUGAGUUCAGACCCGGCCCUGCAGCAGGAACUACAGUUGAAGCUGGCAAGGAAAUGUCUGCAUGCCUGUGGCAUUUCUCUCUUUGACCUUGAAAAGGAUCUGCACAUUAUCAGCACAGGCUUUGAUGAAGAGGCAGCAUUGAUUGGAGCAGGCAGGGAGUUUGCUCUGAUGAAAACUGCCUCAGGAAAGAUCUACUACACAGGAAAAUACCAAAGCCUCGGAAUAAAGCAGGGUGGCCCAUCUGCAGGAAAAUGGGUGGAACUGCCCAUAACAAAGUCUCCUAAGAUUGCUCAGUUCGCAGUUGGCCAUGAUGGUUCUCAUGCCCUCCUGGUAGCUGAGGAUGGAGGAGUUUUCUUCACAGGCUCUGCCAGCAAAGGAGAGGACGGAGAGUCUACUAAAAGUCGCAGACAACCCAAACCUUACAAGCCCAAGAAGAUAAUCAAAUUAGAGACGAAGACAGCGGUGUAUACAGCAUGCAACAAUGGCAGCAGCAGCAUUGUCACAAAGGAUGGAGAGCUCUACAUGUUCGGCAAAGACGCUAUUUAUAGUGACAGCACCUGCCAGGUAACAGACCUCAAAGGUCACUUUGUAACUCAGGUUGCCAUGGGUAAGGCUCAUACAUGUGUCCUGACCAAGAAUGGGGAGGUGUGGACAUUUGGGGUAAACAACAAGGGCCAGUGUGGCAGAGACACUGGAGCCAUGAGCCAGGCAGGGAAAGCGUUUGGGGUAGAAAACAUGGCCACAGCCAUGGACGAGGACUUGGAGGAUGAGCUAGAGGAGAAGGAGGAGAAGAGCAUGAUGUGCCAGCCAGGCAUGCACAAGUGGAAGCUGGACCAGUGUAUGGUUUGCACUGUGUGUGGAGACUGCACCGGCUACGGAGCCAGUUGUGUCAGUAGCGGACGACCAGACAGAGUACCAGGAGGUAUCUGUGGUUGUGGGUCUGGAGAGUCGGGCUGCUCAGCGUGUGGUUGUUGUAAAGCCUGUGCCAGGGAGCUCGACGGCCAGGAGGCGAGGCAGAGAGGUAUCUUUGAUGCUGUGAAGGAGAUGAUUCCACUGGAUCUGCUGCUAGCUGUGCCUGUCCCUCCCCCUCCAGGAGUGAACAUCGAGGAGCACAUUCAGAUCAGGCAGGAGGAGAAGCGACAGAGAAUCAACCGUCGCCAUCGGUUGGAGGAAGGCAGAGGCCCCCUUGUUUUUCCUGGUCCCAUUUUUAUGAACCAGCGUGAGCAGGCCCUAGCCAGAAUAAGACCCCUCCAAGCACUAAGGCAUAAACGGGACAAGCACAAAGAUGGUAGCAGCGAGCGUGGAGAGAAGGAUGCCAGCAAAAUUACCACCUAUCCUCCAGGGGCCGUGAGAUUUGACUGUGAGCUGCGGGCCGUUCAAGUCAGCUGCGGAUUUCACCACUCGGUGGUCUUAAUGGAGAAUGGAGACGUCUACACGUUUGGUUAUGGCCAACAUGGACAGCUCGGACAUGGAGAUGUCAACUCCAGGGGCUCACCGACUCUGGUGCAGGCUCUCCCUGGUCCAAGUGUCCAGGUGACGGCGGGCAGUAACCACACCGCAGUUCUCCUCGUGGAUGGGCAGGUCUUUACGUUCGGCAGCUUCUCGAAAGGACAGCUGGGAAGGCCCAUCUUGGACAUGCCCUACUGGAAUGCCAAGCCGUCGCCGAUGCCCAACAUCGGUGCCAAAUAUGGACGRAAGGCUACCUGGAUUGGUGCCAGUGGAGACCAGACAUUCCUGCGGAUCGAUGAGGCUCUAAUUAACUCCCAUGUCCUUGCCACUUCAGAGAUCUUUGCCAGCAAACACAUCAUCGGGCUUGUGCCCUCUUCUGUGUCUGAACCACCUCCAUUUAAAUGCUUGCUCAUCAACAAGAUGGACGGAAGCUGCAGAACCUUCAAUGACUCGGAGCAGGAGGACCUGCAGGGAUUUGGACUUUGUCUGGACCCCGUUUAUGAUGUMAUAUGGAGGUUUCUGCCUGCCUCUAGAGAGAUGUGGUGUUACAAUGCAGUGAUAGCUGAUGCUCGGGUGCCCUCUGCUACAGAUCUUCAGGCUCGCUGUAGCAUCCUCAGUCCAGAACUCGCAUUACCCUCCGGAUCACAAGCAACCACCACUCGUUCCCAYGGAGCCCUGCACAUCCUCGGUUGCCUGGACACGUUAGCGGCCAUGCAGGAGUUAAAAAUGGGUGUAACUAGUGCAGAAGAAGAAACGCAGGCAGUGAUGAAGGUCUACUCAAAGGAGGACUACAGCGUUGUUAACCGCUUUGAGAGUCACGGUGGAGGCUGGGGCUACUCUGCUCACUCUGUGGAGGCCAUCCGCUUCUGUGCRGAUGCAGACAUCUUGCUGGGGGGGUUGGGGCUGUUUGGAGGGCGAGGGGAGUACACUGCUAAGAUCAAGCUUUUUGAGCUGGGGCCCGAUGGAGGCGACCAUGAGACUGACGGUGAUCUGCUCGCUGAGACUGAUGUUCUGGCCUACGACUGUGCAGCCAGGGAGAAAUAUGCCAUGAUGUUUGAUGAGCCGGUGCUGCUGCAGCUCGGCUGGUGGUACGUGGCKUGGGCCCGAGUGUCGGGUCCCAGCAGUGACUGCGGUUCCCACGGACAGGCAACUAUCACAACUGAUGAUGGUGUGGUGUUUCAGUUCAAAAGCUCUAAGAAGUCAAACAAUGGUACGGAUGUUAAUGCGGGUCAGAUACCUCAGCUACUUUACAGACUUCCAUCAAAUGACGGCAAUGCAUCUAAAGGAAAACAGCAGAGCAGUGAACCAGUCCACAUCCUCAAACGCUCGUUCGCUCGUACAGUGUCAGUGGAGUGUUUUGAGUCUCUGCUGAGUAUCCUUCACUGGAGCUGGACCACUCUGGUUUUAGGUGUUGAGGAACUCAGAGGGCUGAAGGGUUUCCAGUACACCGCCACACUGCUGGACCUGGAGAGACUGCGCUUUGUUGGCACGUGCUGCCUCCGCCUGCUCCGGGUCUACAUCUGUGAAAUUUUCCCCAUUACUGCCAGCACCAAAGCUGUGGUGGAGGAGUCGAGCAAGCUGGCAGAGUGUGUGGGAAAGACACGCAGCCUACUGAAGAAGAUCCUGUCAGAAGGCAUGGACAACUGCCUGACUAAACUGGACAAUGACCCUCAGGGCUACUUGUCUCAGCCGCUCACCUUGCUGGAAGCUGUGCUGCAGGAGUGUCACAACACCUUCACCUCCUGCUUUCACUCCUUUUACCCRACUCCUGCUCUACAGUGGGCUUGCCUGUGCGAUCUGCUCAACUGCCUCGACCAGGACAUUGCCGAAGCCAAUUUCCGCACAUCCAGCAGCCGCCUGCUGGCAGCUGUAAUGUCAGCUCUGUGUAACACCUCGGUGAAGCUGACCUCCAUCCUGCCAAUUGCAUAUGAUGGAGAAGUGCUGCUGCGCUCACUGGUCAAACAGGUCAGCACAGAGAAUGAUUCUGCGCUAGCUCAUCGCUUCCCCCUGCUUGUGGCCCAUAUGGAGAAACUAAGCCAUACGGAGGAGAACCUGAUGGGCAUGACCAGUUUCCGGGAAGUACUGGAGAAGAUGCUGGUGAUCGUGGUGCUUCCAGUGAGGAAGAGUUUGAGGAAGGAAGUGGAGCUGUUCUCUCCUCACCUGGUCUCCAACACAUGUGGGCUGCUGGCCUCCAUCGUCUCUGAACUCACCGCUUCAGCCAUGGGCUCUGAGGUUGACGGGUUAAACUCACUCCACUCUGUGAAAGCAUCUCCCAACCGCUUCACCAAAACAAGCCAGGGGCGCAGCUGGAACACAGGCAACGGCUCCCCAGAUGCCAUCUGCCUGACCGUGGACAAGCCAGGCGUAGUUCUGGUCGGGGUCUGCGUCUAUGGGGGAGGCGGCAUCCAUGAGUAUGAACUAGAGGUGCUCGCCGAUGAUGCACAGACAGAACACCCAGGGGACUCGGCACAUUCUCACAGAUGGACGUCCCUGGAGUUGGUAAAAGGCACCUACAGCACUGAUGAUUCCCCCAGUGAUAUUGCAGAGAUUCGCCUGGAUAAAGCUGUUCCACUCAAGGAAGGAGUGAAAUAUGCAGUCCGGUUACGAAACUACGGCAGCAGGACAGCUAAUGGAGAUGGAGGUAUGACCACAGUGCAGUGCUCUGAUGGUGUCUCAUUCACUUUCAGCACUUGCAGCUUGAGUAGCAAUGGAACCAACCAGACCAGAGGUCAGAUCCCACAGAUUCUGUACUACAGGAGUGAGUAUGAUGGGGACCUGCAGUCUCAGCUGUUGAGUAAAGCCAAUGAGGAGGAUAAAAACUGCAGCAGAGCUCUGUCUGUGGUUAGUGCUGUGGUUCGAGCUGCAAAGGACCUCCUUCACAGAGCUUUUGCAGUUGAUGCAGAUGAUAUUCCAGAGUUGUUGAGUUCUUCCAGCCUCUUCUCCAUGCUGCUACCCCUUAUUCUGGCUUACAUCGGUCCUGUUGCAGCAUCUGUGCCUAAGGCUGCUGUUGAGGUCUUUGGACUUGUUCAAGAGUUGCUACCUGCUGUCUCCGCACUCAACCAAAAAUAUGCCCCGCCCACUUUCAACCCCAACCAGUCAACAGACAGCACCACUGGCAAUCAGCCUGAGCAGGGCCUGUCAGCUUGCACCACCUCAAACCASUACUCAGUGAUCGAGAGUGACCAUCCUUACAAACAAGCUGGUGUCACACAAUACAGGGUAUCAUUUCCAGACUGCGUUCGUUGGACCACCAUUGAGUUUGAUCCGCAGUGUGGCACAGCUCAGCCAGAAGAUGUCCUUCGUCUGCUCAUACCUAGCCGCACGCUCCACCUGUCCAACUUUGGAGGCAAACCUCUGAUCCAUGACACCAUCAAUACCUGGACUGAGCUCAAAAAGUUCUCAGGGUCUACGGGUUGGCCAACUACCGUUCUUGUGCUUCCAGGAAACGAAGUUUUAUUCUCACUGGAAACAGCCUCAGAUUACGUGAAAGAUGAGAAGGCUUGCUUCUACGGCUUUAAGUGUGUGGCUAUCGGAUAUGAGUUUAAUCCUGGUCCUGAUGAGGGUAUCAUCCAAUUAGAAAAAGAGCUGGCGUUCCUUGGCAGUGUGUGCGCUGCAGCUCUGAUGAAGAAAGAUUUGGCCCUUCCUAUAGGCAAUGAAUUGGAGGAAGAUCUAGAGAUCCUCGAGGAAGCCUCUCUUCAGGUGUGUAAAGCCCACUCUGGGAUCCUGGGGAAGGGUCUGGCUCUGUCUCACUCUCCCACCAUCCUCGAGGCCCUGGAGGGGAAUUUGCCGCUGCACCUUCAAACCAACGAGCAUUCUUUUCUGGAGGACUUCAUCACCUGUGUACCGAACUCAAGUGGAGGGCGUUUGGCCAGAUGGCUACAGCCUGACUCCUACGCAGAUCCUCAGAAGACGUCUCUGAUCCUGAACAAAGAUGACAUACGCUGCGGAUGGCCAACCACUGUGGUUGUUCAGACUAAAGACCAGUAUGGUGAUGUGGUGCACGUUCCUAACAUGAAGGUGGAGGUGAAGGCAGUACCUGUUUCUCAGAAAAAAUCAGUUCAGCCAGACAACAUGAAGAAGCUGCAGAGGCUGCCAGGAAGCUCUUCACCUUCUUCUUCCGGCCCUGACCUAACCUUCGGAGGUCUGCCGGUUCCAAAACUGGAGGCCACGUAUGAGCCUGUGAUCGUGAAAGAAGCACGAUACAUUGCCAUCACAAUGAUGAAGGCGUAUGAAAGCUAUUCUUUUGAAGAGCUGCGCUUCGCUUCCCCCACCCCGAAGAGACCCAGUGAAAAUAUGCUCAUCCGUGCCAACACUGAUGGAACGUACAGCGCUAACUGGACUCCAGGAGCAGUCGGCCUCUAUACAAUUCACGUCACCAUCGAUGGCAUCGAAAUAGAUGCUGGUUUGGAGGUAGAAGUCAAAGACCCUCCAAAAGGUAUGAUACCACCUGGAACUCAUAUGGUCAAACCAAAGACUGAACCUCAGCCUAGCAAGGUCCGCAAAUUUGUGUCCAAGGACAGCGCAGGCCUACGUGUGCGUAGUCACCCCUCCUUGCAGAGUGAACAGAUAGGCAUAGUGCAUGUCAAUGGCACCAUCACUUUCACUGAAGAGAUCCACAAUGAUGAUGGUGUAUGGCUCAGGCUCAAUGAUGAAACAGUAAAGAAGUAUGUUCCCAACAUGAACGGUUACACAGAAGCCUGGUGCCUCUCUUUUAAUCAGCACCUUGGCAGGAACCUACUGGUCCCCGCAGACUUUGCUCAGAAUGUCUUUAAUGCUAGCCAAGGAGUCAGGGAUAUCGCCUUUUUGUCAUGGACCCCAUUAACUAUAUUCCCACCACAGGAGGUCAGGGGCCAGGCAGAGGAGAAUGUAAAGGAGGUGAGCAGCUGCCCUUCCCACGAGGCUCCUGUUGGGGUGCAGAACAGGGCAGGGCAGGCCGGCGGCCCGGGCCUUUAUAAGGUAGUGAAGACCGGCCCCUCUGGUCACAACAUCAGAAGCUGCCCAAACCUUAGGGGUAUCCCCAUUGGAAUGUUAGUACUUGGCAACAAGGUCAAGGCCAUAGGCGAGGUGGUCAACUCAGAGGGAACUUGGGUUCAGCUGGAUAAGAACAGUGUUGUGGAGUUUUGUGAGAGCGAUGAAGGAGAAGCCUGGUCUUUAUCUCGAGACCGUGGUGGAAACCAGUACCUUCGCCACGAUGAUGAACAAGCAUUGUUAGACCUUGGKAAUCAGACUCCACCACCCAGCCCGUUUUCUGUUCAAGCCUUCGGCAGAGCCACAACCUCAAAUGGAGCACAGGGCUUUGACUACGGCAUCUCCAACAACAAAGGUGACCGGUUAAGUGCCAUACUGAAUUCCAUUCAGUCUGGGCCCUUCCUCUCAGCAGCUCCCUCUUCCUCUUCCUCCUCCUCCUCCAUGUUUGAGCAAGCUGCCCAACCUCCUCCCUCCUCUUCCUCCUCCUCCUCUCUUGUCCACAGCCCAUUUGUGUUUGGACAAUCCCCCUCCCAAGUGUCUCAGCCACAACCACAGCUUCUGAAUGGUUCAUCACGCAGCCUUGCUUCUCGUGAGCGUGUGCACAAAAGCAGUGUGUCGGUGGCUGGUCAUGGUAGUGCUCUGUCAUCUCUCGCUCUGAGGCAAAAGGGUGAACGAGGAAAUGUGAUGUCUGGUGCACGGUCAAUGUCUCAAGCCAACAAACAGCGUCAGGAGAAUCGCUCACCCAAACUGGAGAGUCGAGGAAGCCGCUCGUCUGAACAGAGCAGGGUGAAAACCGGAGAGGGCGGACUUUCAGCCAGCGAAGCCCUCAUCUUGCGGUCAGACACGGGCAAACUGAGGACUGACUCUCACAGUCGCUCCCACUCACCCAACCACAACACUCUGCAGGCCCUAAAGGCAGACGGCAGAACCUCGGGAAUUCGGGCUGAGUCCCCGAAUCCUGGCUCUCGCUCUUCCUCUCCCAAACAAAAAGGUGUAUCGUCAUCGGGCAGGUCCAGCCCCUCCAGCACCUCCCCCCAGCUCUCGUCCUUAAACCAUCAGGACAAGAACCUCCCUCCUAAAGUUAGCUCUUCCUCUAAAGCUCGACUUGAUCCUCCCAGAGAGCGAUCCAAAUCGGACUCAUACACUCUGGACCCAGACACACUCAGAAAAAAGAAGAUUCCUCUCACGGAGCCAAUCAGGGGCAGAUCUACCUCACCUAAAUCCAAACUGUCACCUAAAGACCCAAAUAAAGGGGUGACCAGUAAUGCAGAAAACCGUGUUCCUUCUCCCCAUGUGACCCAGGAGAACCUCCACAGUGAGGUGGUGGAGGUCUGCACAUCUAGUGCACUCCUCUCAAACGAGGAUAUCAAUGAUGAGAACGCGGAGGUCCAUAAUAAUGAAGAAGGCUCGUGUAAGGUGCACUUUAGUAUCGGCAAAGCCCCUGUCAAAGAAGAACAAGACAUCCGCUCAUCACCCAAAGUCAGCCGCAAAGCCUCAAGUCGACACACGCGACCUAAGAAAGACAAAUCAGGGCCUCUGUUUAAAGGAGAGAGCACGUCGAGGAUCGCAGAGCCCACCAAACAGGCCAUGUCGCCCUCUGUAGCUGAAUGCUCCCGUGCAGUUUUUGCUGCUUUUCUGUGGCAUGAGGGUAUAGUCCACGAUGCUAUGGCCUGUUCCUCCUUUCUCAAGUUCAACCCAGAUCUAACCAAAGAGCACGCCCCCAUUCGCAGCUCCCUGGGUGGGCAGGGGGCCGAGGAGAAAGAGAGCAAGCUAAAGAACCGCCACUCCCUGGAGAUUUCCUCUGCGCUUAACAUGUUUAACAUCGCUCCACAUGGCCCAGACAUCUCCAAAAUGGGCAGCAUCAACAAAAACAAAGUCUUAUCCAUGCUUAAAGAACCUCCACUGCCAGAGAAGUGUGAAGAUGGAAAAGGAGACGCCAUUUCUUAUGAGAUGUCUUCUCACUCUUCUUUGAGGCCAAAGUCAGUUUUACCAUUAACCUUACAGCACUUGGUAGCAUUCUGGGAGGAUAUUUCAUUGGCCACCAUCAAGGCAGCGACCCAGAACAUGAUUUUCCCCAGCCCAGGCUCCAGUGCCAUCUUGAAAAAGAAGGAACAUGAAAAGGACAGCAAAAAAGCAAAGAAGGAGAAGAAGAAAAGGGAGAAGGCAGAGGUGCGUCCGAGGGGGAAUCUGUUUGGAGAGAUGGCUCAGCUCGCCAUGGGAGGACCAGAGAAAGACACUAUCUGUGAGCUGUGUGGGGAGUCUCACCCUUACCCUGUCACUUACCACAUGAGACAGGCUCACCCAGGCUGUGGCCGCUACGCUGGAGGCCAGGGCUACAACAGUAUUGGUCACUUCUGUGGUGGAUGGGCAGGAAAUUGUGGAGAUGGAGGCAUAGGAGGCAGCACCUGGUACUUAGUGUGUGAUCGCUGUCGGGAGAAAUACCUCAGAGAGAAACAAACUGCAGCCAGAGAAAAGGUGAAACAGUCAAGAAAGAAACCUCUGCAGGUGAAGACCCCGAGAGCACUACCUACUAUGGAGGCCCACCAGGUGAUUCGGGCAAACGCCCUGUUCCUGCUGUCCCUCAGCAGUGCAGCUGAGCCCAGCAUGCUGUGCCACCAUCCUCCUCGGCCCCUUCAUUCCCAUCUGCUACCCAGCCUGAAGGAGGGUGUGUCGGAGGAACUCCCCAAUAAAAUAGGCUGCCUUUAUUUGCAGACACUAGCAAGGCAACACACUGAGAACUUUGGAGCCUACCAGGAUGACAACCUCUUCCAAGAUGAGAUGAGAUAUCUGCGCUCAACAUCUGUUCCUGCGCCUUACAUUUCUGUCACACCUGAUGCCUGCCCCAAUGUGUUUGAGGAACCAGAGAGCAACAUGAAAUCAAUGCCCCCUAGUCUUGAAACCAGUCCGAUCACAGACAGCGACACAGCAAAGCGCACCGUGUUUCAGAGGUCCUAUUCAGUUGUCGCAUCUGAGUACGACAAGCAACACUCUCCUUCUCCAGCCCGAGUCAAAGCUGUUCCUAGACGAAGGGUUCAUAGUGGUGAUGCAGAAGUGGGCUCUUCUUUGCUACGCCACCCGUCUCCAGAGCUGUCCCGCCUGAUCUCAGCUCAUGGCUCCCUCAGUAAGGGUGAGAGGAACUUCCAGUGGCCCGUCCUGGCUUUUGUUAUCCAGCACCAUGACCUCGAAGGUCUGGAGGUGGCCAUGAAGCAUGCGCUCAGAAAGUCUGCCUGCAGGGUGUUUGCCAUGGAGGCAUUCAACUGGCUCCUGUGCAAUGUGAUCCAAACCACAUCUCUGCAUGACAUCCUUUGGCAUUUUGUAGCAUCUCUCACUCCGUCACCCUGCGAGCCCGAGGAUGAGGAAGACGAAGAGAACAAGGGGAACAAAGAAAAUGUAGAACAGGAAAGAGACCUCGGUGUUUGUGAACAUCCCCUGUCAGACAUUGUGAUUGCCGGGGAAGCAGCUCAUCCUCUCCCCCACACUUUCCAUCGUCUCCUUCAGACGAUCUCUGACCUCAUGAUGUCACUUCCCAGUGGCAGUUCUUUGCAGCAGAUGGCUCUUAGGUGUUGGAGUCUGAAGUUUAAGCAGUCCGACCAUCAGUUCCUCCAUCAGAGCAAUGUUUUCCAUCACAUCAACAACAUUUUGUCCAAGUCUGAUGAUGGUGACAGCGAGGAGAGCUUUAACAUCAGUGUGCAAUCAGGCUACGAAGCAAUAAGCCAGGACCUCUGCCUGGUCACCUGUUUGAAGGACCUGACCAGUGUUGUGGAUAUCAAGACAUCCAGUCGUCCCGCCAUGAUCGGCAGCCUGACAGACGGCUCCACUGAAACGUUCUGGGAGUCUGGAGACGAGGACAAGAACAAAACCAAAAGUGUUACUAUUAGCUGUGUGAAAGGCAUAAAUGCCACCAAGGUGUCCGUUCAUGUGGACAACUCCAGGGACAUCGGGAACAAAGUCACAUCGGUCACAUUUCUUUGUGGCAAAGCAUUGGAGGACCUCUGCAGAAUCAAGCAGGUUGACCUCGACUCACGUCACAUGGGCUGGGUGACAAGUGAGCUUCCUGGUGGGGAUUAYCAUGUGAUCAAAGUGGAACUGAAGGGCCCCGAAAACACUCUGAGGGUGCGUCAGGUUAAGGUUCUCGGUUGGAAAGAGGGCGAGAGCAUCAAAAUCCUCGGACAGAUCUCAGCCAGCAUGGCCCAGCAGAAAAACUGUGAGGCUGAGACUCUCAGGGUUUUCCGCCUCAUCACCUCACAGGUCUUUGGAAAACUAAUCUGUGGGGAUGCAGAGCCAACACCAGAGCAGGAGGAGAAAAACCUACUUUCAUCACCAGAAGGAGAGGACAAGGUACCAUCUGAUGCAGACCUCAAAGAGCACAUGGUGGGAAUCAUUUUCAGCAGGAGCAAACUAACCAACCUGCAGAAACAGGUGUGCGCACACAUCGUUCAAGCCAUCCGCAUGGAGGCCACGCGGGUGAGGGAGGAGUGGGAACACGCCAUCUCCAGCAAAGAAAAUGCCAACUCGCAGCCGAGCGACGACGACGCCUCCUCAGACGCGUAUUGCUUUGAGCUGCUCUCCAUGGUUCUGGCUCUGAGUGGCUCGAAUGUGGGCCGGCAGUACCUGGCUCAGCAGCUUACACUCAUGCAGGACCUGUUUUCUCUUCUGCACACUGCUUCUCCCAGAGUGCAGAGACAGGUGACAUCAUUGCUUAGACGUGUCCUACCAGAGGUGACGCCAGUGCGACUUGCCAGCAUAAUCGGGGUGAAGGCUCUGCCGCCAGCGGACAUCAGCGACAUCAUCCACUCCACGGAGAAAGGUGAUUGGAACAAACUUGGCAUCCUUGACAUGUUCUUGGGCUGCAUUGCCAAAGCCCUCACUGUGCAACUGAAAGCCAAAGGCAGCACUAUCUCCGGCACGGGCGGCAUGGUUGCAGGAAAGGGCGUCACGACUGUCACUCUGCCCAUGAUCUUUAACUCCAGUUACAUUCGCAGAGGUGAGAGCCACUGGUGGAUGAAAGGCUCCACGCCUCCACAGAUAGCUGAGAUCAUCAUAAAGCUGAUCAAAGACAUGGCAGCUGGUCACCUUUCAGAUGCCUGGUCCAGAAUUACCAAAAAUGCAAUCGCUGAAACCAUCAUAGCCCUCACUAAAAUGGAGGAGGAGCAUCGGUCUCCUGUUCGCUGUAUCGCAACAACAAGGCUGUGGCUGGCCUUGGCGUCUCUGUGUGUGCUCGACCAGGAUCAUGUGGACAGGCUGUCCUCUGGUCGGUGGAUGGGCAAAGACGGGCAGCAGAAGCAGAUGCCUAUGUGUGACAAUCAUGAUGACGGUGAGACGGCAGCCAUCAUACUGUGUAACAUGUGUGGCAAUCUUUGCACCGACUGUGAUCGCUUCCUCCACCUGCACCGACGAACACGCUCCCACCAGAGACAGGUGUUCAAGGAGGAAGAGGAGGCCAUAAAGGUUGAUCUCCAUGAAGGCUGUGGAAGGACCAAGCUCUUCUGGCUCAUGGCUCUUGCAGACUCAAAGACAAUGAAGGCCAUGGUGGAGUUCAGAGAGCACACAGGUAAACCAGCAUCUAGCAGCUCAGACGCCUGCAGGUUCUGUGGUACAAGAAACGGUACUGAGCUGUCUGCUGUGGGUAGUGUCUGUUCAGACCCAGACUGUCAGGAGUAUGCCAAGCUGGCCUGCAGUAGGACUCACCCCUGUGGACACCCUUGUGGAGGAGUUAAGAACGAGGACUCCUGCCUGCCGUGUCUGCACGGCUGCGAUAAGAACGCAGGCUGUCUGAAACAGGAUGCAGACGACAUGUGCAUGAUCUGCUUUACAGAAGCUCUUUCUGCUGCUCCUGCAGUACAGCUGGACUGCACUCACGUGUUUCACCUUCAGUGCACUCGGCGUGUGCUUGAAAAUCGCUGGCUUGGACCCCGGAUUACUUUUGGCUUCAUGUUGUGUCCUAUUUGCAAGAACAAAAUCAAUCACUCUGUGAUCAAAGACCUCCUCGACCCCAUUAAGGAGCUGUAUGAGGAUGUGAGGAGGAAGGCUCUAAUGAGGUUGGAGUACGAAGGCCUUCACAAGAGUGAGGCCAUCACCACACCAGGAGCACGCUUCCACAGUGACCCUGCAGGCUUUGCAAUGAACAGAUAUGCAUACUACGUCUGCUACAAGUGCAAAAAGGCAUAUUUUGGGGGAGAGGCUCGGUGUGAUGCAGAGGCAGGACAGGGUGACGACUACGACCCCAGUGAGCUGAUCUGUGGAGCGUGCUCAGAUGUCUCCAGGGCUCAGAUGUGCUCCAAGCACGGCACAGACUUCCUUGAGUAUAAAUGUCGGUACUGCUGCUCCGUGGCUGUUUUCUUCUGCUUUGGCACCACACACUUCUGCAACGCCUGCCAUGAYGACUUCCAGAGGAUGACCAGUGUCCCCAAGGAGGAGCUGCCCCAUUGUCCUGCAGGGCCCAAAGGCAARCAGCUGGAGGGCACGGAGUGUCCUCUGCAUGUGGUCCACCCACCCACGGGUGAAGAGUUUGCUCUGGGCUGUGGGGUGUGCAGAAACGCUCACACCUUCUAACCUGCAAAAGACUUUUACUGGGAACCAGUCGGGUCUACUGUGAUUUCUCCCUGCUGCUGCAGAAAGCUCAGCAGCCAAGCUCGRCUCUUGCAUGAAGUCUCCUGUGUGCCGAAACCAGGUUUCUGCUCUCCAUCAAGAGUCCUCAGGUCUUCAACAACACGAGUAUCCAGGCUCUGCUGCUAGCGCAAGCUGGAGCUCCUUCAGAUUCAGAGUAACCUGAAUGGGGAAAAAGGAACAAUAAAAAAAAGAGGAAGAAAUAUAUUUAAAAAAAAWUUUGUGAAGUGUUUGCAUGCGGCCGUUGUAUUCCCUCGGCUUCUAUUGACGUUGCACACCUCCCAAUCACUGAACUGUAACAAAAUUAAACAUCAAAUAUGAUAUACAUUUGCAUAAAGGCAACUGUGGAUGAGAGUGGGUUUAAAAAAAAAGAAAAAAGGAACGGGCCAUAUUUCCAGCUUCCUAACUAUAAAUUUAAAAUGUUGUAUGUAAACUUUUCGUAAUCUUGUACAGUAUUCUUCUGUCAAGUGCAUCAUGGGUUGAUGGACGAGAAAAAAAAAAAGAUGAGCUGGUUGAAAAGACUGUUAAGUUUAUUACAUUCGGGGGAAAAUAGUGUAUGAUUUAUCUAAUCUUGUAUAUAAUGAUACUAUUCAAAGUACCUGUAUUUCGCUCUCUUCACUUCAGUUUUGUUUGAUAUUCUGGGUUGUUUUGACCCAGAUCUUUUAUUGAAGUGCAAUACUGGGUGUGCCUCCUCUUUUGCAGCUGUUUAAAUCUAUGGAAUGUAUGUCAAAUAAAGCCACUGUACAUUUUUAUACAGUAGACAGUCGUUUUCUUCCCCCCUCCUCUUCAAAAUGUUAUCUCUUCUGUUGUCAGGAAAUGAGGAACAGGGGUGCCCGGCACAUGCAGUGAAGCGAAAGAUAGUGGAUGUAUAUUGUUUGUAGCUUUGAUGAAUAAAAAAAGCACCAAAAUCCUACAGUAAUUAAAAAGAAAAAAAAAACUCAAUAAGAUUACAGCUGAACAAUACAAGGGGCCAGUCUUUACACCAAAAAAAGAAAAAUGUGCACCUGUUAUGCUUUUUUUCCCCCCUUGAACGAGUCAGAGAGAUUGGGAGCAGGGAAACUGUGUGUGUGUGUGUGUGUGUGUGUGUGUGUGUGUGUGUGUGUGUGUGUGUGUGGGAGGGGGGUAUUAAAAUCAGCUGCUGUUAAAUACAAAGCUUAUUACUUGUGAAUCUGCUCUGUAAUAUCUGUGGUGGAUGGAGUUGAAUGGUAAUAAACCAGAAUCUCUGUUACACAAAGUA
Austrofundulus limnaeus is the source of this 16103-nucleotide messenger RNA. RefSeq names its product MYC binding protein 2 (gene mycbp2). Gene Ontology annotation, cellular component: plasma membrane; nucleus. The record is from RefSeq and is a predicted model, not a curated record. Bases 416 to 14812 code for a protein of 4798 amino acids. Gene Ontology annotation, biological process: axon guidance; regulation of synaptic assembly at neuromuscular junction. NCBI's taxonomy places the organism in Eukaryota, Metazoa, Chordata, Actinopteri, Cyprinodontiformes, Rivulidae. Gene Ontology annotation, molecular function: ubiquitin protein ligase activity. The transcript is spliced from 85 exons.